AUGGUCGUCUACUCCUUCUACAUCUUCGACCGGCACACGGAAUGCAUCUACACAAAAACGUGGCUCCCUGCCGAGCGACCGGCAUCCCAAACGCCCCUCCCUGUCACGGGCACGACGCCUAGCUCUGGCGGCCCGCCGUCGCAGCAGCUGCGCCGGAGCCAGGUCAACUCGGCAAAGGACGACGCCAAGCUCAUCUUCGGUACCGUCUUCUCGCUGCGCAACAUGGUCCGCAAGCUCGGCGGCGACGACGACGCCUUCAUCAGCUACCGCACCUCGGCCUACAAGUUGCACUACUACGAGACACCCUCGAACCUGCGCUUCGUCAUGCUCACCGACACGGCCACCCUGAGCAUGCGCAACGUGCUGCAUCAGAUCUAUAUUAACCUCUGGGUCGAAUAUGUUGUCAAGAACCCCUUGGCGCCGGCCGAGCAUAAGGGCGGCGAGGGCGUGAAGAACGAGCUGUUCGAGCUGGGUCUAGACCAGUUCGUGAGGGGCCUGAUGUGA
Messenger RNA from Colletotrichum graminicola M1.001, 504 nucleotides. RefSeq names its product sybindin-like family protein. Lineage: Eukaryota; Fungi; Ascomycota; Sordariomycetes; Glomerellales; Glomerellaceae. Gene Ontology annotation, biological process: endoplasmic reticulum to Golgi vesicle-mediated transport. The transcript is spliced from 2 exons. The coding region runs from base 1 to 504 and encodes 167 amino acids. The record is from RefSeq and is a predicted model, not a curated record. Gene Ontology annotation, cellular component: TRAPP complex.